AGUUUUAAUUUCUCAUAAUAUAAAAGAUCAAAACUGAUAUCCAACUAUUACAAAUAAUCUUAUUAUAUAAAAAUAAUAUUAUUCGACUGUAAAUUUGAUUUAGUUUGAGAAAAUUUUAAAUAUUUUAAAGUUUAUUUUUUAAUUUAUACAAAAUAUCGGUACUGGUAACACGACGUGUGAGAUGCGGCCGACUCUUCUCUACGGAAAAAAUUCGAAUGACAUGAUUAUCUACGGUAGCGCUCGGUAGAGCGUGCAGCAGCGAUAUUGGCCUAUAAGAUGUGACAUCUUGCAGUGGUUUACCCGGCUUAGACAACAUAAUGGACGAAAUAAUUUUUCAGAGCUCUAAUCAAAAUUCUGUAUACGUGCUCAAUUCUAAUUACCGAUAUUAUGGGAACUUUACCCGCCUAAAUAUGAUCGAUCCGCAUGACGUGAUCAGUAAAAAUCAGUCACAAUGUCAACACUCAUCGCCUACGAGAUCUGCCCAACGCAGAUUUUCUGCCGGGACCCAACCAUUGCAGCAUAAACUAUGUAAUUUUGGCAAUUUUUGCGACAUACCGGAAGCAAUUCGAAAACCUGUCACGACAUCGCCACCCUUUCUGCCAACGGCAGCGUUAACAACAAACUCGUCUGCGACGAGAUGUCUGGCUCCCACGGAUGCUUUCCACAAAUUCUUAAAUUGCAGUUACGUAACAAAUGUGGGCGUUUGCGACAACUUCCAUGCACCGCAUGCCGAUUGCUGUUGUGAAGAAGGAGCCGGUGUCGGUACAGAUGCGAACCUGAUACAAAACAUCAGCAAAAUCAAACCUAAUAACAGCAACAAGAAGAAAAGUAUUAACUUGAAACCUUCGCUAAUCGCAAAGAAAACGAAAUUCCGCAAAUUUAUAGAAGAGGAAAAAUGGAGAACUACCGAUGAGUGCAUUAUGGAAAACGAGCAACAGUAUAACCACAAUGUUCGUGUCGAUUAUACCGGUUCCAGAACACCCACUGAAUUUCGUACCAACUCAAGUGUGAAGGAAUCAAAUGCCGCUGAGUCAACUACACUAACCGCUUCGAUGGCCGCAAUGGCAACUUGUGGGUCGUUCAACAACAUCGUUAAACAUUAUUGGAAUGGCAAAAUGGAGGCGGAUGCAGCAGGCAGCGGGAGCAAGAAAAAAGAGCAGCAGAACCAAUCGAAUAAUUGGAGCGGAAGUGGUGAUAGCAACAAUCAUCAGCAGCAAACCCAACAACAACUGGAGGUGUUGAAGUCAUCCCAGUCGCAAAAACCCAAUUAUGAGCUUUACAAGGAAGCCGCCGAACUACUUGGAUUGCCUUGCACACUUUGUGAUAACUGCCGUUGCCUCGAAUGUCAGAGUAGCUACUUUGAUUGCGAUGACUCGGACAGCUAUUCAGAAGUAUCCAACUCAGAUGAGUACGACGAGGAUACCAUGAAUGUGCUGAACAACUCAGUUGAGCUGGUGAUGUAUGCUAAUUGCUACAGUGAUGAUACGAUGACAGGCAAUGGUGUAUCGGCAAUACAACAACGACAACGGCAAAAAGCUGUUCGGCCUUUUCAGGAGCAUCGCCAGUCCAAUUUCACUUGCGCUGAUGUAAAUUGCAAUGCAAGAGAAUUGUGUGCUGUUGCCCGAUAUAGUCAUAACUUGGCUGUCAGCGACGGCGAUGAAACUGCCAAUUGCUCUGAGCGAACAGACGCCAUCAAUCAAAAUGGACUGCAUUCGAUACAAUGCAAUGACGGCAAUGAGCUAGAAAAUUGUACAAGUUUCAAUGGGCUCAGUUUGAGGGAUGCCAACACUGAGAUAUCGCUAGAUACUGGAAGCGAUAGGCGAGGAUAGAAGCACAGUGCCUGUUGGUUGGUGUUAGAGAGAUAUAAUCAAAUGUGGAUUACAAAUCGUUAAAAUCUCUGGAGGGACAUGCAUUCAGCCCAAACGUAUUCAAUCAUAUUUCUUAAUCAUGCGGUGACCAUAAUGUUAAGAGUCUUAACCUUUGCAUUAUUGCAAUUUCCAUUUGAAUAAUUCGUGGUAGCGAGUAUUUGAAACUCUAAGUUUAUAGUUAAUAAUUGCGUUAAGGAACAUACCUAAAUAUAGUUUCGAAAAACUCCUUGAAUAGUAAGAUACAUACAUAUGUAUGUAUGUAUAUUUGGUAUUGCCGUAAUACCAUAAAACCAUGCCUAAAAUUUGUAUUUAUUUGCAUCAACGUAUUCUCCGAAUGUAACAGCCGGUGAUUUCUUCUUACUCUCAGUCCUCAAGGUGGUGUUCGCGAAAAAAAGUCGACUAGACUGAUACAAAAAAAAAAUUGAAUAUCUACAUAAGCCAUAAACACCCAGUAUGUUGAAUAGUAAAAUUUUAUUUUACCAUAUAUAUAUAUAUACUUUUCUUUGAAAUGGUAUUUUUCUUGCCUUCUAUAUUUUUUUUUUCAAUUUAACAAAGUGAACUAAGUAUAUGACAUUUAAUUUUUCUUUACCCGAAUUUGACAUGUUUGUUGCCAUUGAUUUAACUCUUACAUUUAUUCAAAAAUUGAAAUUUUGAAAUUCAAAAGUAAACAAAUUGCAAACAAAAAAAAUAUUUUGAAUAAAAGAAAAUGCCGAAUACUUUCUGCUUGUGCAAAACAACUCAUGGAAGUAAUUUACCAAUGUUUAGUGCUCCAACUGACAAAUUGCAACAAAUUUUAUCAAUAUCCAUACAUAUAUUAUAUUGUUUAAGAUAAAAAAGACGGGUUAAUGUAAACGAAUACAUGAAUUGUUUACUAUUUUAUUGUCAAACAAGGGCAUUUCAAAUACUUAGUUCACUUUGUUGAAUACACUUUGGUUUACAUUUAAUGUCGUUUACAGUUAAAAAAUUUAGCAGAUAAAUUAAAUUUUUUUCGAAUUAAAUCAAAUGAGUUUCAAAUCUUUCGUUCCGGCAUAUACUAGUUCUCCUAUAGAAACUUUAGGCCUACUUACCGUUACAUUGAGCGUAAAGCGUCGAACAAAAUCAAAAACUUUCGAAUCAACUGUACACAAUGAAUACUUUCACUUUAUGAAUUUUAUUGUUCAAAUCUGAGAAUAUUUUGUCUCGUAAAAUAAAAUGAAAUAUACAUACAUAUAUGUAUACAUAAAUAUAAAUAACUAAAAUAAAUAUAAAUGCUUAAUGAAUAUGUAGGUUAAAAUAAGUGAAACGAUUUACUCAUAUAAUCAAAAACAAUUUACUUACAUUGACUAUAUUACACUUGUAUGAAAAUUAAACAUACAUAUUUACUAAACGCAUUUGUGCCAAUAAAAUUGAAUAUAUACAUACAUACAUACAUACAUACAUAUAUAUAAAUAUAUAAAUGAUAUUUCGCCUUAAAAAUUAGAUUUGAAAAAGUAAUUAUUAUUUAAAUUGUGCGACUAGCUGUAUAGUACGAUUACUAAUGAAGAAGUAUUAUAAUCAUACAUAUAUAUAUAAUAAUUAAGUUUCGACUUCAAUUAAAUUUGUUAUUGGACUAAUUUGGGACGCUAAAAACGAAAAUGAGUUUUGAAUAUACAGUGGCUCACAGCUUAUUUCGUGUAAGCAACAAUUUUGAUAAUACUGAUAUGAAAUUAAUAUUUUUUGCUCUGAACUAAAUGAACGAAUGAUGCAAUUAUAUUGAUAAUUUAGUUUUAAAUACAAAACAUGUAAAAAAAUUUACAAAAGUAUUCAAAUUCAAUAUUUUAUUAAACAAAAACCAAAAACACUCAUAAUUCAUGGGUCACAGCUUAUUUCGUGUGUUGAUUUUCGUUCAUGUGAUACAUGGAAAUAACGGAUGCAGAAAACUAACGGUAAAUCAAAGUGUGAACAAUGAAUACUUAAGAAGCAGUUUAUGGUCUAAAAACAAUGCAGAUCAGUUGCAAUUACGCGGUAUAUCAACAUGGGUCCACGCACUUCAAUUGAAAAACGCGAAUUAGUUAUUAAACAUUUUCAAAGUGGAAAAACGCAAAAACAAAUUGCUGAAAUGGUUGAUUUAAGUUCAUCUACAGUUCAAUAUAUAAUUUAGCGCUUUGUACGUGAAAAUCGCGUGCAUAACAAGGGUCGAAAGGCUCCUAAUAAAAUUUUUAUGUCAUCCAGAAACUGUGCGCAGAAUAUUAAGGGAUUCCAAUUUUCAUGGGCGAACAGCACGGAAUAAGCCUUUUAUAAAUAAGAAAAAUAAAAAAGCCCGUUUACAGUUCGCAAAAGACUAUUUAAACAAGGACAAUGCUUUUUGGAAUACGGUUAUUUUCGCCGGUGAAAGCAAGUUUAAUCUUUUUGCGCCAGAUGGUAAAGCAUACGUAUGGCGAAAACCAAAUACUGAGCUCCAAACAAAAAAUUUACGCGCAACAGUAAAACAUGGUGGCGGUCAUGUAAUGGUUUGGGGGUGUAUGUCAUCUGCAGGCGUUGGUCGAUUGGAGUUUAUAGACUCCACUAUGAAUAAAGAAGUGUACCUAGACUUACUGAAGCAAAAGUUGCUUCAAAGUGCAGAAGACCUGGGUAUACGUGACACUUUUCGCUUCUACCAGGACAACCACCCUAAAAAUAAAUCUGGUCUUGUACAAACUUGGCUCAUUUGGAAUUGUCCACACCUCGUCCAAACACCUGCACAGUCACCAGAUUUGAACGUUAUUGAAAAUGUAUGGCACAUUCUGGAAAUUAAUAUUAGAAAACACCACAUUUCUAGCGUCCAAACUCUAAAAGCGGCUUUGAAGGAAGAGUGGGGUAAAAUAUCGCCAGAUUAUAUAAAAAAAUUGGUGGAAUCAAUGCAAAACGUA
Molecule: messenger RNA, 4735 nt
Organism: Zeugodacus cucurbitae (melon fly)
Lineage: Eukaryota; Metazoa; Arthropoda; Insecta; Diptera; Tephritidae
Exons: 6
Coding region: 318-1829 (503 amino acids)
Source: RefSeq, a predicted model, not a curated record